This is a messenger RNA of Zophobas morio, 1988 nucleotides long. RefSeq lists its product as uncharacterized. The coding region runs from base 466 to 816 and encodes 116 amino acids. NCBI's taxonomy places the organism in Eukaryota, Metazoa, Arthropoda, Insecta, Coleoptera, Tenebrionidae. The transcript is spliced from 5 exons. The record is from RefSeq and is a predicted model, not a curated record.
UGUAGAUUGUAUGUUAUAUGUUGUAGUUAUGUAUUAAUUUAUAUUUAGUUGUGACAUGUACCAAGUAUCAUAACGGGUGCUCAUUUACUCACUUACUCCCUUACUUACUUACUCGCUUAUCCACUUAUCCACUUAUCCACUUAUCCACUUAUCCACUUAUCCAUUUAUCCACUUAUCCAGUUAUCCACUUAUCCACUUAUUCACUUACCCACUUACCCACUUACUCACUUACUCAUUCACUCACUCAAUCACUCAUUCACUCACUGACUCACAUCAUAGACUUUUUUCCUGCUAUUCAAUGUGACGAUAAGCUUACGCACUUCCAAGUUAAUCAAGAAUGGAGAAUUAUGUAUCGCACACCCUAAUUAUUACAAAAAAAAAAAACUGAAUGUAUAAACCUGCUUUAAACUAUCUGAACAUAUACACUACAUAGACACUACAUACUUACUCAUUUACCAGCUAGUCAUGUCUCCCAAAAAGGCAAAAUCUAAAACAGAAAAUAAGUUCGUUAUUCGAAAUUUUGUACUAACCAACAACUUCGAGCAUCCUCAAACUCGAAAUCUUUACAAUUUCUUAGCCAUCGUCUUCAUCUGUUUUUCUGUGCACACACUAGGAAAAGAGUAUUUCAUAACAGGAAGAAUAACUUUAGGAUUUGGACACAUAAGGCAAUUCUUCUUACAUUUCGACAAAGCCAUCUACCUUUGGUUGUGUAGCUUUGCAUCAGUUUGUGAAGUAUUCUACGUUUUCAAAAUGUGGUUAAUUCUUACAACGUUUGCCAAAGGACGAACCACGAUUUUGUAUUGGUUCGGACAUUGAUUAAAUACAUAUGUAUUUAAUCAAUGGUUCGGAGCAACAUGUUUGGUUUUGUACUAUUUUUACAGCUUGAAGUUAAUUACUUAUGCAAUACGCCAUAUUGGGUUCAAGAUGGGUAGCACUGCUUUUCUUACUUGUGAACAGUCACGGCUUUUAAUGAAAGUGCACGCAUUUGUGAGAAGCAAAAUUUCCAGUGAACCUCCUGGUUUAUCUUUUUCUAAAUAUCUAUACUUCCUUUUCGCUCCUACCCUCAUCUAUAGAGACAUGUACCCUCGAACGAACACCAUCAACUGGAAAUUUGUUGUUCAAUGUCUUCUCGAAUCGAGUACUCACUUUUUGUGCAAUGAACGCUUUUCCAUCUCCGGAAAGACUGGCACAAAAGCAUACGAUAAAGGAUCUAUUCUUCGAAAUGGCAGACAAAAUUUUUCUAAUGCCAUUGACUUUGACCGGUUACUUCAUGUAUAUUCAUAAUGUACAAAAUUUAUUUGCCGAGAUUCUGCGAUUCGGUGACCGUUUAUUCUAUUUAGAUUGGUGGAACGAACAUGAUUUUAAUGCUUGGUUGUUAAAAUGGAACAUAAUCGUGCAGGAUUGGUUGUACUAUUACAUUUACCGUGAUUUCAAGGAAUAUGUUUGUGACAAUAAUUUUAUUGCUCGAGUGGUGGUGUUUUUGUUUUCUUUUAUGAUGCAUGAGUGGAUUGUGUAUUGCCUCAUUGGUGGAUUUUUCCCUAUAAUAUUUGCAUUUAUUCUCGUGUUGUUCUCUCUGUCGUAUUUUGAAUUGCCUAAGAACAAUAUUUGUAAUGUUCUUCUGAUGUGUUUCGCUAUUCUCUCAUUUGAGAUCAUCACGCUCGGGUGAGGUAUGGAAUGGUAUGCCCUUUCAACAAGCCCCUUGAUAAACCCAACGCUUUGGGAAAAACUUCUUCCUAGAUUCCUAACGUGUGACUGCAUAUUAAAAAUCUAGCAUGUGUAUUGUAUUACAUAUGUUAACAACUUCUGAUAAACAUUAUCUCUAAAUACGUUAUGAUUUAGUCACUUUUAAUUUUAAUUAAUCUUUUUUUAUUGGGAGGGGAUUUCAAUUAUUGUUAGCAUUUGGCACUAAACACUCUCUGUAAAAGAGAAUAAGUCAUAUUUAUAAUAAAAGUUUAAAAACCAGUCAUUUUAUCAUUACCGUUAUCAAA